GAAAAUUUCAAGUAGAUUAAACAGCUGUAUGCAGCUUUCUUCCUGCUUUUAGCUUUCUAAGGAAUUUGUUAUAUUUGCCUAUUUGGAAAAUUCAUUUUCAAAUUUCAUGAAUGACUUUCAAUCUAGUGGUCUACUGAGUUAUGACGCCAUGCUGAUCUAGUGCUGUGGCCUUUUAGAUUAUAAUGGAAACUGAUUCUUUCUAUGAAAUAAGUCAAUAGAUUCCUAAUUGUACAAUGUGGCUAUCAUGUCUCUACUCUUCAAAUGAAUUUGACAGGUAAAUUAAAUGUCUCAGAUUCCUGUACCUCCCUUGCAAAGAGCUACUGAUGGUUCUCCAGUCUUUAAUCAACUAUUGAUGAAUGAAGUACAAGAAACUUUGGAUGCCUCCUUUGAAAAGGGUAUUCCGACAUUGAUAUCAUGGAAUCAGGGAGGAAAUAAUGUCCUAGUAGAAGGAUCAUGGGACAACUGGACCACAAGGAAGGCUCUGCAGUGGUCAGGAAUGGACCAUGCCAUUUUGGUCCUCCCAUCUGGAGUCUACCAAUACAAGUUCAUUGUAGAUGGAGGGAGAUACAUUCCUGAUCUUCCUUGCAUAGCUGAUGAAAUGGGGCAGAUAACCAAUCUCCUUGACGUCCAUGAUUAUGUUCCAGAAAAUCCAGAAAGUGUUGCUGAAUUCGAGUCCCCUCCAUCACCAGAGGACAGUUACGGUUGGUCAUCACCUGCAUAUGAGGACUUUGCAAAGGAGCCACCAGCUGUUCCACCUCAGUUGCAUCGGACUGUCCUUGGGAUGCAACAUUCUGCGGAAGUUUCUUCAAAACCCCAGCACAUUGUUCUCAACCACCUUUUCAUAGAGAAGGAAUGGGCUCCUCAGUCACUGGUGGCCCUUGGCUUAACUCACAGGUUCCAAUCCAAGUAUGUGACCGCUGUCCUAUACAAGCCUGUGAGAAGGUGACAGAAAUUGCACCUCUUACAACUCCAUUCCUACAUGGUAGUGAUGCUUUUCUUGUUGCUUGAAUUUUCUUGAAUUUUUCUCAUGUUCCUUUUGCAUUUGCCAUAUGGCAUCACCAUGCAAGUUCUUCCAUGGUUCUGAUGUCAUAGCUUCGCAUCAUUU
Phoenix dactylifera (date palm) is the source of this 1105-nucleotide messenger RNA. Lineage: Eukaryota; Viridiplantae; Streptophyta; Magnoliopsida; Arecales; Arecaceae. The record is from RefSeq and is a predicted model, not a curated record.